AUGGCUGAUCGGAGACGAGUGAAUGGUCCUUCGGGCGCAACAUUGGCCCCCGUUUACGACGAUGAAGAUGUGCUCUCUACCCAAAGAACGCGGCCCGAGAAUGGCAUCAGAGCUAUCUACUUGAAGACCGGCGUUACGCCUUCUGCAUCUGGCUCUGCAUACCUGGAGUUUGAACCUAGGGAGGGCUCUUCAGGCUCUGGCAUGAAGCUUACCUGCACAGUGCAUGGCCCAAGAUCACUGCCACGAUCAGCCCCGUUCUCGCCUCACAUGGUUCUAUCAACACAUGUCAAGUAUGCGCCGUUUGCGACGAAGCAACGGCGAGGCUACUUGCGCGACUCCAGUGAACGGGAUCUCAGCACACAUCUCGAGACCGCCCUCCGUGGUGCUCUGAUCGCCGAUCGCUGGCCCAAGAGUGGUGUUGACGUUAUUGUUACUAUUAUUGAGGGUGAGCUUACCCGCCAAGCUGCACAGGAUCAAGGGAUUGAGAGUUGGGAAAUGAUGAACGUCUUGAGCGGCUGCAUUACUGUGGCCUCGGCGGCCAUUGCUGAUGCUGGCAUCGACUGCGUCGACACGGUGGCUGGUGGCGUUGCGGCCAUGGUACUGAAGGACAAAGAUGGCGACGCUUCCAUUGUACUUGAUCCCGUGCCGUCCGAGCAUGGCCAAGUAUUGGCAGCCUGUUGCGUGGCAUAUCUGCCUUCACGAGACGAGAUCACGAAUCUCUGGUUUAAGGGUCGCCUACAAUCGUCAAACACAGAGUCACAGCGGCAACUGGUAUCAAGGGCGGUUCACGCAAGCAAGGGCACGUGCCAGGCUAUCGCCACGUCGCUGAGUGAGGCUAUGAAGGCUUGA
Cordyceps fumosorosea ARSEF 2679 is the source of this 849-nucleotide messenger RNA. Its product is annotated as 3' exoribonuclease. Gene Ontology annotation, cellular component: nuclear exosome (RNase complex); cytoplasmic exosome (RNase complex); nucleolus. The coding region runs from base 1 to 849 and encodes 282 amino acids. Gene Ontology annotation, biological process: rRNA catabolic process; poly(A)-dependent snoRNA 3'-end processing; nuclear mRNA surveillance. Lineage: Eukaryota; Fungi; Ascomycota; Sordariomycetes; Hypocreales; Cordycipitaceae. The record is from RefSeq and is a predicted model, not a curated record. The transcript is spliced from 2 exons.